CCCUCAUCUUUUUUUUUACGUUCAGUUUCUUCAACACAAACAUGAAGCCAAAUCGCAAACUCAAAAAACCCCAAACUUCUUCUUCCAAGUUCGAUUUGGAAGAGAUUAUCGGAUUAACGGUGAGGAAUGGCAACGGGUUGGCUUCCAGCAUUUCCAAUUCCAAGUUUGUAUAUAUGGCUGGAUGUGUUGUAGUACUUUACGACAUCGAUUUAGGGACUCAAUCGCAUCUUAUGGUGUCUAAUCGUUCGCCCAAGCCUUUGAGCUGUGUUGCUGUCUCUCAAGAUGGAAACUACAUUGCAGCUGGAGAGUCAGGACAGCAACCUUCCAUAAUAGUAUGGAGCUCUGCAACUAUGGCUUCUGUUCCAGAACUUAAAGGCCAUCGAUAUGGUGUAGCUUGCAUGGCUUUCUCACCUGAUGGUAAACAUCUUGUAUCAGUUGGAAUCCCUCAAGAUGGAUACCUAUGCCUUUGGGAUUGGCGAAGUGGGACACUAGUUAAAAAGCUGAAAGCAUGUUCAUCUUUCUCUGCUGUGUCAUCAGUUACCUUUUCAGCAGAUUCAAACUUCAUAUUGACUGCUGGAAAGAGGCAUUUGAAAGUAUGGACAGUUGGACUUCCUACAAAAUCUCAACCUAAAACUAAAGCUGUAUCACUAACAAUGCAUGGAAAAACUGUUGACCUUGGUCAUCGCAAAGGUUGCACAUUUAUAGCUAUUGCUACAUCUCCCUUUAAGACUAAUGGGAAUGGAGCUGAUUGCAAGGGUAGUGAAUCUGUAGUUGUUUAUGCGUUAACAGAUUCAGGCGUUUUAUGCCUUCUACAUGGUGGGUUGACAAUUACACAUUCAGUGGAUCUAAAGGUUGAAAAAGGCUAUGGAUUAUCAGCAUCACAAGAGUUCAUAGCAUGUGCAUGUAAUAAUGGCGUUGUAAAACUAUACACUCAUGGUUCCCUUGAAUAUGCUGGAGACUUGCAUCAUAGUGAAUUAAAAGUCUCUCAAGAUGGAAUCCAACAACUGCCUACCUUUCCAGAUGCAAUAGCUUGCCAAUUUUCUACCUCAAGAAAACUCGUGGUGGUUUACAGAGAUCACAGCCUCUAUAUUUGGAACAUACAUGGAAAGUUUGAGGCUACAAAAUGUUGUGUGCUAGUUUCACAUGGUGGAUGCAUAUGGGACAUCAAGAAUCUUUCAUGUGAAAACAAUCAUGAUCCUUCUCUUUCAUGUGUUGCUAGAGGUUGCACAGGUGGAGUUUCCUUUGCAACAUGUUCAUCAGAUGGAAGUAUCAGAUUAUGGGAUCUUUCCUUGCAAUCUUUAUCAACAGAUCAACAUCCUCCCAUUAAUGAACCACUUGCCACUUCAUCAUGUUUAGUUAGUGCUGGAACUUUUGAACGUGAAUCAGUAGUAUCAGGUGUUGUCACUCAAGGGUAUCGAUCUAUGGCAGUUAGUUCAGAUGGAAAGCAUCUUGCUGCUGGUGAUUCUCAUGGAAACCUGCAUGUUUUUAACCUAAACACAUCUCACUAUACAUGCAUACAGAAUGUUCAUGAAGGAGAAAUUCUUUCCUUGAAUUUCAGCUUCCCAAUUGAGAAGACAAACAAUUCUACUGUAAAUUUAGAAAGCUGCUAUUUUCUUGCUUCAGGAGGGAGUGAUAGAAUGAUACAUCUUUUUGAUGUAAACAGGAGUUUCGAUCUGAUUGCAAGUGUUGGUGAUCAUUCAUCUGCUGUGACUUCAGUACAACUCAUUGGACAUGGGAACAAACUUAUUACUUGUACUUCUGAUAGGUGUUUAAUCUUCCGUGAUGUUGACAUCAGCAACGAUUAUAAUAUUUCUCAUUCACAUCAGCAAAAGACAUCUCAUGGAAAUGUACAUGACAUAGCCAUUGAUCCAAUCACACAUACUGCUGUUACCCUUGGACAGGAUAAGAAGAUAAACAUGUUGGAUAUUGCUUCAGGGCAAGUAAUUAGAUCAUUUAAGCAGAGUGAAGAUUAUGGGGAACCAAUGAAAGUUGUGUUGGAUCCAAGUUGUAGCUAUGUGGUGUGUUCUUAUUCUGAUAGAUCUAUCUGCAUGUAUGAUGUAACCAGUGGAGAAAUUGUCGCACGUGCAAUGGGGCAUGGUGAUGCCAUUAAUGCCAUCAUUUUUUUACCUGACUGCAAGCAUAUAGUCUCUGUAGGAAGUGAUAGCUGUAUAUUUGUUUGGAAAGUUCCUAGUGUUAUGACAUUAAGAAUGCUGCAAAAAACGAAUGGAAAUUCAUCUCCUUUGUCCCCAACUGCUAUUACUCAACUUCCAUCUGUCAAUCAAAUUAAAUUUAAUAAAGAAAAGUAUCUCCGAUCGCAAGCCGCAGGUGCAAAUUUCCUAAAAUGCCCUCAACAACAGACAUCAUCGGCGUUCAGAUUUAGCGUAUCCAGACUUCCACAGUGGGCGAAAUCAAAAGUCACGAGUCCUUUGGUUAUUCCCAUGGACCCUAUAUCAUCUGAACAUUCUUCUCCCUCAAAAUCUAGCACGUGUGUAGAAGAUGCUGACGUGGACUUCGCAUUAGCGUUACAAUUACAUACACCACGCAACAACAGUGAGACAGAUUCAAGGAAGAGAUUGUCGACAAGUUCAUCUGAUGCGAGUAAUAGCAAAGAUUGCAGGAGCUUUGCAUUGGAUAAACGAUGGGUGACUAUUCAUACUGUAUGUUUAGAUGUAUUAAAUUCUCCCGGAGUUUACAGCCUUAUGAAGGAACAAAUGACGCCUAUGAAAAAAAGCUAUUCAAGAAGGUUUUCUAUAACCCAACACCAACAGGACAUGGUAAGAAGCUCAAACUCAACAACAGAACAUGAAAUGGAAAACAUGAAAGACCAAAAAGAUGAUAAUGACAUGAAAAGAAACGAAAAACAAAACACAGUAUUCGAUGCUUGUAAAGAAGCAUUAAAAACAUUAGAAGCCUCAAGCAAGACUACCCUCGACCUAUUUUCUAAACUAACACAUGAGAAUCUUCAAGGACAAGAAGGUAAUUUUUACAGCGAGGCAGCAGAAAUGCUUCCAUCGAUUGCAAAAAACGUGAAUGAAAUCGCGAAAAUUGUGAGUUCAUGUGGGGGAGAUAAAGUGGAAAUUCCCGGGUUUGAACCAUUAUUGGGAAAGUUUGCUGAGAGUUUGUCUCAAAGAGUAAUUGAAUUACUUAAGGAAAACUGCCCAAAUUUAUGAUACAAAAAAAUUGUAUAUCAAC
Messenger RNA from Lactuca saligna, 3192 nucleotides. The record is from the annotation of a GenBank genome assembly. Lineage: Eukaryota; Viridiplantae; Streptophyta; Magnoliopsida; Asterales; Asteraceae.